AUGCAGUUCGACGCCAACGGCGACAAGCAGCUUUGCAAGGAAGAGCUCAAGAGAGCCUUCAGCCAACUGGGCGCCAUCAUCCCAGGUUACAGGGCCCGCCGCUGCCUCUACAUCGCCGAUGCCGACGGCGACGGGAAAGUAGACUUGGUUAAUGAACUCGAUCAUCUCGUUAGAUAUGCUUUGAAGCUCGGCUACUCCGUCAAUCAAUACACCAACAAUAAUAUAGCGUGA
Messenger RNA from Linum tenue, 231 nucleotides. Lineage: Eukaryota; Viridiplantae; Streptophyta; Magnoliopsida; Malpighiales; Linaceae. The record is from the annotation of a GenBank genome assembly.